Dendronephthya gigantea is the source of this 1250-nucleotide messenger RNA. RefSeq lists its product as uncharacterized. Lineage: Eukaryota; Metazoa; Cnidaria; Anthozoa; Malacalcyonacea; Nephtheidae. The transcript is spliced from 4 exons. The coding region runs from base 91 to 864 and encodes 257 amino acids. Gene Ontology annotation, molecular function: phosphatidylinositol-4-phosphate binding. The record is from RefSeq and is a predicted model, not a curated record.
ACGUUUCUUCUCUUUACUUCGAUUCUGAAAGUAAUAUUAAAAUUUGUGCGAGGAUUUGUGGUCAAAUACGAGGGAAUUUAAAACCCAAGGAUGACAUUUGCCGCAGGUAGUAUAGCUGGUCAUCAUAUGAUGCAUGAGAUGGACGUUGUCACGAAAGUCGCGGGUAAAUUACUGGAGAUUCAACACUCGCAGUAUUUUGAUCGAGCGUCGGUGCUCCGGCGACCUUUAAAGCUUUCACAAGCAUACUGUUUGCUCUGGCAAAAUCAAGAAACAGGCGAUGUGGAAGGAAGACAAGGGUCUUCGCGUAAACUUGGAGGAUGUUUCUUUGCCGUAUUGGUUGACCUGAUGGCUUUGGGCAAAAUUUCAUUAGUCAGCGAACACAAAAAUAGUCUUGCUGUGCAGGUUGUUAACCAAGAACAAACAGGAACAUAUCUGGACAGUGUGGUGUUUGAUGAAAUGGUGAAAUAUCAAAAUAAACACCCAACAAAGAACAAGGAAGUGUCGGAAUAUAUAUUGGAAGCUGUUAAACGAGAUAAUGUGGAUAAAAACUGUGCAACUUUGACACUUGAUAGUCUUGUUGAAAUUGAUAUACUGGACAAGGAACAGAAGAUGUUAGGACUUACUAAGAAAUACCCAACUCUAAAAUUUGAACCAGAGAACUCACUGAAACAUGAAAUCUCAGAGAUUCUCUUGAAUUUUGCAGCACCUGAUUCUUACAUGCGUUGUUUACUAACAAUCCUGAGAACAUCAGACAAGCUAUACCUUACCUCUGAUCCUCUGCUAUCAAAAUAUUUCAGCAAGGCAGACUAUGAGAAGAAAGUCAAAGAGAGGGUUGAUGUUAUUUCAAAUUCUUGGUCUUAUUGAAAGAGCAAAACUUGUAUUAGAUUGUUAACUACCAUCACGUUGCAAUUCUAGCAGGAUCGAGGUGCACAACAAAUACCUAAAUAAUUGUGCUAUCACUACACAUAUGGUUUCAACAACUUUUCUUCUCUAAAUAUAUUUUAUGUCAGGAAACAAACAUUCCCAGAUACAGUAUUUAUAAAUGAUGUUUCCUCACAAAUUAUCUUCACAUGAAGUCACAUUGUUUGCACCUAAAUGGUAUUUCUAAGUGUUUUCAAAAUGUUGAACUGGCAGCAUAUGUUGCUGCUGAUAUCAGCAGCAAUUCACAGUGUAAUAUAAUUAAUUUGAUAGAAAUAUGUACAGAACUUUUACGAAAGCAUUUUUAUUAAAAUAUGAACUACAUUAAAUGU